This is a messenger RNA of Jatropha curcas, 882 nucleotides long. RefSeq lists its product as uncharacterized. NCBI's taxonomy places the organism in Eukaryota, Viridiplantae, Streptophyta, Magnoliopsida, Malpighiales, Euphorbiaceae. The record is from RefSeq and is a predicted model, not a curated record.
AUGCAAAAAAUAGGGGCAUACUCUAAUAUAUCUCCUGAACGCAGGGGGACUAAUGAUGGACGUCGACAAGUAAAUGUAGUUGAUGAGGUGGCUGAGUUUGAAGCAGUAGAAGACGAAGAUGAUGGAUCCUUGGCUGGUUCAGAAGAUGAUUCUAUUAGUUGUGAUGUUGUGGAUAUGGAUGCUUGUGGAGUACUGCUAGGUCGUCCAUGGCAGUUUGAUGUAGAUGCAUUGCAUAAGGGGAGAGAAAAUUCAUACCUGUUCACUUGGAAAAAUAAGAAAAUCAUUGUCCUAGCUUUUGGAUCUUCUGCCAAAGCUUCUAAAGUGGAGGAGAAAUCCAUAGUAGCUGUUUCUUCCAAUGUGCAAGAAUUUUCGGGUGCGAUUGAGAAGUCUGGAGGUGCGUUAGUCUUGUUGAUUAGACCGAAGAUAGAUUCUGAAGAAAAGGCACUAGUACCAUCAUCUGUAAAGGAGUUGUUAGAUGAGUUCCAUGUCAUAGUGGAAGAACCAUCUACACUUCCGCCUUUGUGGGACAUCCAGCAUCAGAUUGAUUUCAUCCCUAGAUCAAAGAUACCGAACGUAUCUCAUUACAAGAUGAAUCCAAAGGAAAGCCAAAUUCUUUUGGAACAAGUUGAAGAAUUAUUGAAGAAGGGACAUAUCAGAGAGAGCAUUAGUCCUUGUGGAGUUCCUACUUUAUUGGUACCGAAGAAGGAUGGGACUUGGAGGACGUGUGUAGAUAGCCGAGCCGUCAAUAAGAUCACGGUACAGUAUCAAUUUCUUAUUCCUCAUCUGGAGGACAUGUUGGACCAACUGUCAGGAUCUACAGUGUUCUUUAAAAUAGAUCUUCGCAACGGGUAUCAUCAAAUCCGAAUCAAGGUGGGAGAUUAA